CAAUUGGCAAUACAACGUUCUUUAUCUCCAGAAAAAUAUAGCUUAAUCACAUCAGUUAAUCACCUCAAACAUUUUGUCUUUCUAGAUGGCUUAUUUGCGUCAUUAAAGGUAGCAUUUCGAAUUCGAAUGAAGGUUGCGAAGUGAAUGAGAAAACAGGGACGUUUCCUUUUUGAAUCUUUUCUGUCCUACCGAAUGGCUCGCGAUCCAGUCCAGGUUUUGCUGCAGACUCUGCCUCUGAAUUUCGGCUGUGCAAUGUGUAGCACGUUUCUCUCUCUCCCCUCCUUUCUCCUUCCCUCUUGCCUCCAGUGUCAGUCUCCAGGAUUUUCUCUCUUCCUAUUUCAGGGGGACUCUCACAGGCUCCCUCAGUCUGUGUGAAGCUGAGGUUUCCCCCUGGAUCCCGCACAUUCCCAACACAUACCUCCACGCACACACCUCCCCAAGAACCCCGCGCUCACACCCACAAAAGCGCGCACACACUCGCGCCAGCCAGUCCAUCUCCCUCCCGGGGGAGCCGCGCGGUCCCACCUUCGUCGCACACUCAGACUAGGCGAGCUCCCAGCGCUCCAGACUCUGCGGCUCGGAACUCGGACCGCAGCUCCGAACCCCCACAACGGUGGUAUUUAUUUAUUUUUUAUUUUUUACAAAAGACAUUUUUUUUGCCUUCUUUUUUCUCAGCUUUAUCGCACCCGAGCGGCUUGCGGAGCCUAGGCUGUUGCUUUUCCCAAGCCAGCCCUGGUUGGCUUGCCAUCCUCCAUCUGGCUUAUAAAAGUUUGCUGAGCGCAGUCCAGAGGGCUGUGCUGCUCGUCCCCUAGGUUGGCGGAAGGGGGUGACGCUGGGCAGAGGCAAGGAGCGCGCCGCAGGCUGUGGCGGGCUUUCGGCUGGAGGGGCAAGGUGAAGAGCGCACGGGGAUCUGGGGUCUACCGAGCUGGACUUGCAUGUUGCACCAUGCCUUCUUGGAUCCGGGCUGUGAUUCUUCCCCUCUCGUGGCUGCUGCUGUCCCUGCGGGCCGCGGCGGAUGUGAAGGCUCGGAGCUGUGGUGAGGUCCGCCAGGCUUACGGUGCCAAGGGAUUCAGCCUGGUGGACAUCCCUUACCAGGAGAUCGCAGGGGAGCACUUACGAAUCUGUCCUCAGGAAUAUACGUGCUGCACCACAGAAAUGGAAGACAAGUUAAGCCAACAAAGCAAACUGGAGUUUGAAAACCUUGUAGAAGAGACAAGCCAUUUUGUGCGCACCACGUUUGUGUCAAGGCACAAGAAAUUUGAUGAAUUUUUCCGGGAGCUCCUGGAGAAUGCAGAGAAGUCCCUAAAUGACAUGUUUGUCCGGACCUAUGGGAUGCUGUACAUGCAGAAUUCAGAGGUGUUUCAGGACCUCUUCACUGAGCUGAAGAGAUACUACACCGGGGGCAACGUCAACCUGGAGGAGAUGCUCAAUGACUUCUGGGCUCGGCUUCUGGAACGGAUGUUCCAGCUGAUAAAUCCCCAGUAUCACUUUAGCGAGGACUACCUGGAAUGCGUGAGCAAGUACACAGACCAGCUGAAGCCCUUUGGAGAUGUCCCCCGGAAACUGAAGAUUCAGGUCACCCGCGCCUUCAUUGCUGCCCGCACCUUUGUCCAGGGGCUCACGGUGGGCCGAGAAGUUGCCAACCGAGUUUCCAAGGUCAGCCCCACCCCAGGGUGCAUCCGGGCUCUCAUGAAGAUGCUGUACUGCCCAUACUGCCGAGGCCUGCCCACCGUGAGGCCCUGCAACAACUACUGCCUCAACGUCAUGAAGGGCUGCUUGGCCAACCAGGCCGAUCUGGACACUGAGUGGAACCUGUUCAUAGAUGCAAUGCUCCUGGUGGCAGAGCGACUGGAAGGGCCGUUCAACAUUGAGUCAGUCAUGGACCCCAUAGAUGUCAAAAUUUCUGAAGCCAUUAUGAACAUGCAAGAAAACAGCAUGCAGGUGUCUGCAAAGGUCUUUCAGGGAUGUGGCCAGCCCAAACCAGCUCCAGCCCUCAGAUCUGCUCGCUCAGCUCCCGAAAACUUUAACACACGGUUUAGGCCCUACAAUCCCGAGGAAAGACCCACAACCGCUGCAGGCACAAGCUUGGACCGGCUGGUCACAGACAUAAAAGAGAAACUGAAGCUUUCUAAAAAGGUCUGGUCCACGUUGCCCUACACUAUCUGCAAGGAUGAAAGCGUGACAGCAGGCACAUCCAACGAGGAGGAGUGCUGGAAUGGACACAGCAAAGCCAGAUACUUGCCUGAGAUCAUGAACGAUGGGCUGACCAACCAGAUCAACAAUCCUGAGGUGGAGGUGGACAUCACCCGGCCAGACACUUUCAUCAGACAGCAGAUAAUGGCCCUCCGGGUGAUGACCAACAAGCUAAAGAAUGCAUACAAUGGCAAUGACGUCAACUUCCAGGACACAAGUGAUGAAUCAAGCGGCUCAGGGAGUGGCAGUGGGUGCAUGGAUGACGUGUGUCCCACGGAGUUCGAAUUCGUUACCACCGAGGCCCCUGCUGCCGACCCGGACAGAAGAGAAGAGGACUCUGCUGCAGCGCAGCUGGGCCACUCGCUGCUCUCCUGGUGUCUGGUCUGCGUGGUCUUGGCACUGCAGAGACUCUGCAGAUAAUCCUGGGCUUUGGUCAAAGGAAACUGCAUUUUAGCUAUUCGAGUGGCCAACCCCAUUCUUUUCUUACACUCUUGGACAGUGGACCAUGCCACAAGAACUCACCAUUUUCUAUGAGAAGAGAGCAGUGUUGCGAUCUGCCUCCUUUUUGUUUUCCCAAAGAGUAUCGGGUGCCAGACGGACUGCCUCCUCUUUCCUUCAGCGAUCUGUGGGGACUUUGUUUAUUCUAGAGAGAAUUCUUACUCAAAUCUUUCUUACCAGGAGAUUUUCUUACCUUCAUUUGCUUUUAUGCUGCAAAAGUAAAGGAAUCUCACGUUGUGAGGUUUUGGGGGUUUUUGUUUUUUGUUUUUUUUUUUUUUUUUUAAUUCUU
Messenger RNA from Nannospalax galili (Upper Galilee mountains blind mole rat), 2980 nucleotides. It is a transcript of the gene Gpc6, whose product is annotated as glypican 6. Bases 946 to 2613 code for a protein of 555 amino acids. Gene Ontology annotation, biological process: cell migration; regulation of signal transduction; regulation of protein localization to membrane. The record is from RefSeq and is a predicted model, not a curated record. Lineage: Eukaryota; Metazoa; Chordata; Mammalia; Rodentia; Spalacidae. The transcript is spliced from 9 exons. Gene Ontology annotation, cellular component: synapse; cell surface; plasma membrane.